CCCGAAAUUUGUCUGUCUACGCCAUAGCUUUAGAAUUUAACAUAUAAAUUGCUAAAGCAUAAAGUUAAAGCUUUGACUUGAAGACGUUUUUAAAGAUUCUAAAAUCUCCGUUACUAAUGCAGUGACAAAUGUGGCAAAUCAUGUCAUGUCAUUAAACUAAGCUAGUGCAGUGUCAUAUUUACCUAGAGUAUUUUCAUUAAAGUCCAAACAUACAACAAUAACACUUAACUUUUAGAGUAAAAUUUGCAUUAGUAAUGUUGCAAUUGACGGGCCAGAAUUAUAAUGCACGUGAUAUAAUCAAGAACAUCUUCUCGCCACUAAUCGGGGUGCUGAGCAGCCCCCUGGCGGAUGAGGCAUGUCAGCGAAACAAUUUAACAUUUGUGGAGCUGCUCCAACCAUUUGCCAAAUUGCCUAACGAUGCUCAUUUUCGCGAUGUAUCAGGGACGAGCGUGUCUGUUCGAGGAUUACGUCUCAAUUUCUGUGAUGUUGACUGGAGGCCACCGCAAACGGUGUUGGCGCGGAAAAUGCUUAACGAUUCGGUGACAAAUGCCCAUAAUGAUAAGACCAAGGUUGUCACUAUUGCUGACAUGGAUCUGGAACUGCCCACAUCGGAACCGUGGUUCGAGCAGUGGCGGGAGACCUUUCUUACAGUACAAUUCCCAGCAGAGCAUGAAUUCACACGUCACCUGUUAAGCUGCUUGCUGAUUCUCUCUAGUGCUGAUCCUCAAAUCGUAGAAACGGCCCACAAGUUAACCCAACGGGUGCAACAAAUGCAAAGCAUAACACCCCAAAAGUUGCCAAAAUGGUUCCACCCCAGUGAAGUGCUCAAUAGCUACGUGGUACUUCAUGAGGCCCGACAGGGGGAUUUGUCAAAGGCACAACAGGCAUUCGAAAUGCUCAAGUCCACGUUUGGUGAUAGCAAGUGCUUUUUAAUCUCAAUAAAUUCCAAUGAAGGCGGUCAGCCGGCUGCUCAAGAUAUGCAGGAUUUGUGGAAGGACUAUAUUAAAAGACAACCAAAGUCCACGCUAGCCCAAGAGGGUUCUUCUGAUCCAAGUGCACCAAAAUCGCCUCAGGAAGCAACGUCGGCAGUUGGCAGCAUGCCCGCCAUGCAAAUGUCUGUCCUGCAAGAGCAAGAGCAAGAUGUAGUCGGUAUGCUGCAUCCACUAUCACCCAUGCAGGAGAGUGCCACGGAUGCCCUAAGCACAAGACUAAGCAUCAGCAGCGAGAGCAUAGCAUCACAAAAUAUUAAUCCAAAUGUGUGGGCAGCCUCCGAUGAUGUAGCCGCAGAUAAUGCACCUCAUGGCUCUUGUCUAGGGGCCAAAGAUUUGGAAAAUUUGCGUCAUUUCGUACAGGACUACGCAGUGCGUGCCUUAAUCCCAUACAUUGAACAUUUGGUGGCCAUUUUAAGCGAGGGUGUUACACAGAAGAAAGGAGUUAGCAAAUCCUUACUUAGUGCUACCAAAAGAUGGUUUGUCACUAGCAAACCGGGAGCUGGCGCCAACAACCAGAAUGCGGUGAUUUACACCAAUGAGUCGGCAGAGUUACAAACGCGAAAGCUUGGAGAUCUUUACUUUAUGUUUGGUCACUAUAAUUUAGCUUUCCAGGCCUACCAUCAGGCCAAGCGGGACUUUAAUGCCGAUUCGGCCUGGCAAUACUAUGCAGGAGCUCUAGAAAUGGCUGCACUUUCGGCCUUUCAGUUGGGCACUGCGCACAGGAAGACCUAUGACUAUAUGGAAGAUGCAAUUGUCUGCUAUCUUACAGUGUGCAAGUUGCAACAAUUUGCCACAAGAGCCACCCUACUGAGCAUGGAAUGUUUGAAAACUGCUCGCUUGUAUAGUGAGGUAGCCAAGCAACUGAUUCGUAUGACCAGUGAGGAAUCGGAUCUGCGUUCAGCUCUGUUGCUAGAGCAGGCGGCCUAUUGUUUCCUAAUUAGCCCACAGCCCAGGGCGAUGCAUAGGAAAUAUGCGUUCCACAUUGUAUUGGCAGGCAACCGAUACUCGCGCGCUGGACAAAGACGUCACGCUUAUCGCUGCUACCGCCAGGCAUACCAGGUUUUUGAAAAACGGGAAUGGAGUCUGGCCGAGGACCACAUACAAUAUACGGUAGCCAAGCAGGCCUAUCAACUGAAGCAGUUGGAGGAAUCAAGUCGUUCGUUUGCCCAUUUACUUCGUCCUGGCAGUCAGCAGAAUGCCCAACAGCAAGCAAAUUUCCUUAAAGAAUAUCUUCAGACUCAGAAUGAACUAAUUCGUCGAAGUCCUGAACUGGGUCUCGUGCCCCACGCCCUGCCCCAAGUGAUUCAGUCAUCGAUACGCGUCUUAACAUUGGUGCCACCUCUUACAGCUCAACCAAAUAUUGAGCCCGCUUCCAAUCUAAACAUUAACAGCCCAUUUCAGCCAGGAGAUGAAGCCAUUUGGCAUAAGCUAGAGGAGAUGCUGGUCAUCACAGCGGCCUCCAAUAAGCCAUUCGUAUUCAAACCCUCAAGAUAUUUGUUCACCCAGCAACAGCCCGCAUUGGACAUACCCCUGGCCAUUCAAGGUGAACCUAUAGAGCUGGCCGUCAGCCUUGCAAAUAGUGUGAAAUGUGGCGUUGCGCUUACUGACAUAGAUCUUCUUUGGAAACUCACCUUGGAUAAUGGCGAGGAGCUGUCAAAUGGAAAUCUUUCCACUUCGGAUGGCGCUUCCUCAGCUGCUAUACAAGCAGCCGUCAAAUGCCAAUGCCCAGUCAAUAUAGAGCUGGCCGAACAGGCAACAGAGACGCUACAUUUUCGUUUAACACCCAAGCUAACUGGUCGCCUCAAUAUAUUGGGUCUCUUUUGUCGUGUUGCUGCUCUAACGGAUCCAGCAACCAGUUUAUUAGGCUACCUGAAAUUUGAAACGCAGCGGGUGAAACCAUCUGCAGAAUCGAAAAAAUCAACGCAAUCCUUAUCGCAGACCAUGCUGGACAAUAGACUGGACCUUCGUUUGAUCCCACAAUUGCCUGCCUUGAGCAUCGGAUUUAGUUCAGUGCCCAGUGAAAUGUUAACUGGCGAGAUUGUACCGGUGACAAUUACUCUAAGAAAUUUAGGCAUUGCUCCCAUUGACGAAAUUUUUGUAGCCUGUGAUAAUCCGCGCUCAAUAACACUUCUGCAAAAGGAAUCUCAGCAGCCGUUGCCCCUAGCUAUGCUUAACUCACUGCGGAACCUCUCCAAUGAUAAAUUGGUCAAGGACAAGGAGAUUCGUGGUCAGCAUGUUUGUAGUCUGCCACCACUAGAGGCUCAACAAGCCCAGACAGUGCCAAUGUGGCUGCAGGCUCCCCAUAAAACUGGCAACUUUCAACUUCGCUUGCUCUUUUACUAUUCUGUACCUGGCGGAGCGGCCAUUAAAUAUCGACUGGUUCGUCACAUUUGGCAGCUGCAGGUGGAGAGUUGCUUAGAGGCCGAAGCCACCUGUAUAAUAAGCAAUGUAACCAAUGGGGAACUUGGCUUGGACAUCAAGCUGAAGAAUGUGAAUAAUGAACAAAAGAAUGUCAGCACGGAAGUUUACAUAAAUACCUUGUCGUUGUACUCCAAAGAGUAUAAAUUGAAUCCUGACAAACUGUUUAUUAUGGACAAGAUGGGAAUAUCAGCAGGACAAGCCGGAGAACAUAGCCUUAAGUCCCAAAAGUCGUGUAGUUUUCAGGGCCGCUUGCAGGCAAAUCAAGACUCUAAAGAUGAAGAAUUCAGCCAACAGGCGACGAUGCCCUCAAUUAAACAACUUCUUGCCAGUCGUCUCUCCCAUCUAAAAAUUAUGCCAAUGGACCGGAUUUCGGAUCUGCUGCCGCUAGAAGAUCCACGUUCUUUUCUGGCCAACGAAGAGACAAUUUUCUUUCCCACCAACAUCAGCACCGAAGAUUUUAAUGCCAUUGUUGCAAGCUAUCUGCCACAUUCCACCCUCGCGCUUAGUUGGAGUGCCAUAAUUAGUCAGGAUGAGGGUCGGAAUGAGAGACUUGUCAAUGGAUUGCAUUUCAUCAAGCUGUAUAAUCUGUAUGAGACGGGCAAUUGUCCAUCAGGCGAUCUGUCAGCAGCAUCAGAGGUUUUGCUUAGACGUAAAUCUAAAGACGGCGAGAAAGGGCCCAGCAAGCGAGAGUUCCAAUUGUCAGAGGAUAAAAUAGCUGGAUCACCUGACCCCAAUGAGCAGUACGAGGUUUUUGGUGAUGAAAGGGAACAUUGGGAACCCAAUGAGAACUACAUUGGUCAGCGAUGCCUUCUCGAAGAUGAAAGCUUUGUGAUGCCUGUGGCACCAGCCAAGGGUUAAACCAAUCAUUCCCAUUGCUGAUACACUUUAGUAACCAAUUGCAGUGAUCAUGCAUAUUACAUAUAAUUCCCAAAAGCAUUAUCUGCCCUAAAAUAUUUUGUAAUAUCAUAUAUUUUGUGUACUUUAUUUUAUAUAAUCUGCAUCGAUCCGCCUUUCAUUUAAGAAAUUAUAUAGACUACAUUAGCUUUAUUAGUUGAUUAUUAAUUGAGGCCCAACAUUAUUCAUACCCUCGAUUUGGCUAUAUCGUUGCAAAAACAAUAAACUGAUAAAUGCCAACUUGGCUAUCAUAUCAUAAAAGAAUUAAAAA
This is a messenger RNA of Drosophila willistoni, 4578 nucleotides long. RefSeq names its product trafficking protein particle complex subunit 8 (gene l(3)76BDm). Lineage: Eukaryota; Metazoa; Arthropoda; Insecta; Diptera; Drosophilidae. Gene Ontology annotation, cellular component: phagophore assembly site; cytoplasmic vesicle; TRAPPIII protein complex. The record is from RefSeq and is a predicted model, not a curated record. Bases 255 to 4271 code for a protein of 1338 amino acids. Gene Ontology annotation, biological process: protein localization to phagophore assembly site; endoplasmic reticulum to Golgi vesicle-mediated transport. The transcript is spliced from 8 exons.